AUGGCCCUGCAAGAGAGAGAAACCAGCAGCAGCGCCAGCGAUGACAAGCAAGAACAGAACAGUAGUCGUGUCAUUACAAUUGUCUUCCUGGCACUCUUCAUCGACUUGUUGGGAUUUGCUCUCAUCUUGCCGCUCUUCCCUUCUAUCCUUGAUUAUUACAGCCAGACUCAGGAUGGAUUCUAUUUGUCUUUGCAACGUGGUGUGGACUGGUUUGCAGUGAUGGUUGGGAUGCCUCCAGAGCGGAAAUACAACAGUGUCUUGUUUGGAGGUCUGAUUGGCUCAAUCUUUUCCAUUCUACAGUUUUUCUCCUCUCCCCUCACCGGAGCUGUGUCAGACUGCUUGGGCAGAAGACCUGUCAUCUUGCUGACAGUGAUGGGUUUGAUAACGUCGUAUGCGCUGUGGGCUGCCUCGAGGACUUUCGGCGUUUUUCUUCUCUCCAGGAUUGUAGGUGGAAUAAGCAAAGGGAAUGUCAGCCUCUCCACAGCUGUCAUCGCUGACUUGAACUCUCCAAAGGCACGGAGCAAGGGCAUGGCGAUGAUUGGUGUUGCCUUCUCCCUUGGUUUUACCCUUGGUCCCAUGAUUGGAGCUUACCUGGCCAUGGAGACAGAGAAAGGAGAAGUCUUCUAUCGUCGCUCAGCGUUGUUAGCGCUCACGUUUGCUGUGGCUGAUUUAAUUUUCAUCUUCUUCCUACUUCCGGAGACGCUUCCCAAAGAAAAACGGGUCUCAUCUGUGACGUCUGGAUUUCAGGCAGCGGUUGACUUGCUCAGUCCUUUGGCUUUAUUUCAGUUCUCUGCAGUCACCCGAGGAAAGGAAUCCCCUUCAGAGGAGAAUCUUCAGAAUCUCAAAACCUUGGGCCUGGCUUAUUUCCUGUACCUCUUCCUGUUUUCUGGCCUGGAGUAUACAUUGAGUUUUCUCACUCACCAGAGAUUCCAGUUCAGCAGCAUGCAGCAGGGCAAGAUGUUUUUCUUUAUUGGAAUAACAAUGGCUGUGAUCCAGGGAGGCUAUGCUCGCCGAAUCAAGCCAGGAAAUGAAAUCAGAGCUGUAAAAAGGGCUAUUAUGGUGCUGAUUCCAGCUUUCUUGUUAAUUGGAUGGGCUGCAAAUGUGACCAUGCUGAGCGUCGGACUGCUGCUGUACUCUUUCGCGGCAGCCAUUGUUAUCCCGUGUUUGUCAGCAGUGGUGUCGGGCUACGGCUCUGCCGGCCAGAAGGGACGUGUCAUGGGCAUCCUGAGGAGCCUGGGCGCCCUCGCCAGAGCCCUGGGACCCAUCCUCUCGGCUACGGUUUACUGGCUGGCAGGGGCAGAGGUUUGCUUCACCGCCUGCGGAGCCUUCUUCCUCCUCCCCUUCCUCCUGCUGGGCUCUAUAAAGCAGCAGACGAAGCAGGAGUAGGCAGUGACCAGCUGUCACCAGCUCCUGAGGGACCUCCACAAGACUGGACUCUUGGCACCUGACCCUGCUGACCCCAUGGGGAGGAGGCUUUUGAUCUUCCAGAAGGGGAUUCGUGAUGACCAUUUGCAGCAUCAUCAGACUUCAGGUUUCUUACGUCCCACCACAAGCAGUUGUUUAAGGCGCUGCCCAGCCAGCACGGCCCGGUUUGGAAAUAGAAAAAACCCACAGAACAGGUAAAUAAAGCAUUACAAUCAUCAGAUGAGCGCUCCAAGCUCCCCCCUGCUCCUCUGCCUUCCUCACCAGCACACGCCUGACCAGAGCCACCACCCAGCACCUCCAUGAAGAGGGCCUCUGGUGCAGGCCAGCAGAGAACAGCUCCACGGGAGCUUCUGCACACCCAUCAGGAGCUCUCCACAGACGCUCAGCAGACCUGCUCUUUCCCCUUCUCUGCCUGAGACCGGCCCCAGGAACCGGCACCUCCCAGCGCUGCCUCCAGCCGCUCAGCCCCACCUCUCCUUUGCUGCUUUCUGCUGCGUGAACGUAAGGCAUUAGUUUUCUGCUAAUUUACCAAUUGCAAUGUUUAAUAAUUGUCCUAAAAAGGUGACUUCGUAUCCUGGUUUGUUACAGACACUUACUGUCUCCCAGGCCGGGUGUCCAUGCUUCCUGCUG
Molecule: messenger RNA, 2055 nt
Organism: Calidris pugnax (ruff)
Lineage: Eukaryota; Metazoa; Chordata; Aves; Charadriiformes; Scolopacidae
Gene: SLC75A1
Product: major facilitator superfamily domain containing 10
Exons: 13
Coding region: 1-1386 (461 amino acids)
Biological process (GO): transmembrane transport
Cellular component (GO): brush border membrane
Molecular function (GO): transmembrane transporter activity
Source: RefSeq, a predicted model, not a curated record